GAGCGUGACUUUUGGAAUUUUUAACUUCUUCUAUGACUUGCAUUAUGUUCACAGAAUAAUGCAGAAUAUGCAGAAUACUGUUUAUUAUUUGCAUUUAAUUCAAGAACAAUCCAUAAAAGAUUUUUCACAGAGACCUUGUUAUAGUAAAUGACGUAUAUUAGACUAAAUGCAGCGUACAAUGUAUUGCAUUAUAAAGAAAGAGACAAUACUGUUGCAUUUCAACUAGUAAUGCGAAACGUUUCUGUAAAUGUCAACUGAAUCGUCGACGAUUCAUUAAUUCUGCAAGUAAGGUUAAGCAGAUUUCGUAUCAGAUUUCAUGUAGUUGUGUAAUCAACCAGCAACACAAACAUUUAAGAAUCGAUACUUAUCAAUAAGCAACAUAAGACGUAAAACAUAUAUAACAUUAUAACAUUUUUCGCAUUCGAAAGAAUACGUAUAACAUCAUAAACGCCCUAAAGAAAAAUAUGAGAAUUUUCUUACGAAAAAAUUAUAAUUCGAUACACACAAGACACAAAUAUUGCAGAUUUAUACAGGAUUUAUCUUGUAUUUAUGUAAGAUUUAUACGAAACAUCCGAAAAUUAAAACUAAACCGAUUAAUCGACGACCUAUAGGUUAAAGUAUUAUUUUCAUAUUUAUGAACGAUAUAGGCGAAUGUUACAAAUACAAUGUAUUAUUAUUACUUCGUGUCUGUCGACACUGGUACUUGUGCCAGAUCCAUCUGCAAUCUCGUAUACAUCUAUAGAAAAGGCAAGAACGCAAUGUAUCCGGCUCUCUCGGUACCGGCCUUCUACUCCGGAAAAAGUGUUUUCAUUACGGGCGCUACGGGAUUUCUAGGAAAAGCGUUGAUAGAAAAGUUGUUGAGAUCAUGUCCCAAUAUAAAAGAGAUAUUUUUGUUAAUGCGCGCGAAGAACGAUACGAACAUAGAUGAGAGGCUCCGACAGCUGCUGACGAACCCGUUAUUUGAUACACUACGGCACGAACAACCUCACUGCUUUGACAAAUUGAUUCCCGUGGAAGGUGAUCUUGGCCUUGAAGGCUUGGGUUUGUCAGCUGCCGACAGGGAUACCUUAAUCGAGAAGACGUCUGUAAUAUUCCAUGGAGCAGCGAGCGUGAAAUUCGACAAUACUCUGAGGGAUGCUGUGAUCACGAACGUGAGAUCUACGAGAGAUAUUUGCAUUCUAAGCAAACAAAUGAAAAAUUUGGCAGUUUUGAUACAUAUCAGCACAGCUUACACACAAGUCGACAAGCCAGUCGUUGAUGAAAUUGUGUAUCCAGGAGAAGUCGAUUGGAAAAAAACGAUACGUGUCGUUGAAGCUUUAGAUGAGGGCCUAGUGGAGCUGUUUAAAUCUAAAUAUAUAGGCACGUUACCGAAUCACUACAUAUUUUCCAAAAAACUCGCGGAGCAAGUGAUAAUUGAUUACUCGGGAUCGUUACCGUGCGUAAUUUGCAGACCAUCCAUAGUCACGCCAAUGUUAAAGGACCCUUUGAAAGGCUGGUUAGAUAAUUUUAACGGUCCAGUAGCAAUGUAUAUCGCUAGUGGAAAAGGAAUACUGAAAUUGCUGCACCAGAGUCCAUCUGCGUUCGACAACUAUGUGCCGAUCGAUAUCGUCAUCAAGGCUCUGAUCGUAGCAGCGUCGAAACAUGGAUCAAAAAUGAUCAACACGCAAGACAACCUUCCAGCAGUGUAUAAUUGUACGGGCAAUCACACUAUGAGACCGGGGAGGAAAAUGAUGUCUAAGAUUGCUGCACUUAUUUCGAAGAAGAUUCCUUACGAAGGAAUGAUCUGGGCCCCCGGCCAUAUAAUGAUAACGAAUCCGUCCUUGUAUCAACUGUUAAUGAUAGUGUUGAUCGUAAUACCAUCCUGCUUUAUUGAUGGAUUACUACGAUUAUCAGGCAGACAACCAAGAUUGCUGAAACUGCAGAGAAAUAUUUUCAUAACCAAUCGUACCUACGCUUACUUUACAAUGAAAAACUGGGAGUUUCGAAAUGAAAAAAUGUCAAGUUUGUCAGAUGAGUUAUCAAUUGACGAUCAACGAGACUUUGGAUACACCGCGGACUUGGUUUAUGACAAAACAACAUAUGUGGAAAAUAACGUAAUUGGCAGUAAGAUCUAUCUUCUUAACGAAAGUAUGGAUCGACUGGAUGCAGCGAAAUUGCACUACAACAGAAUGAUUUGGAUUGACAGAAUCGUGAAAGUGCUGGCCGCCAUCCUUUUUAUGGGGGCAAUUUACGGAACCAUUGUGUAACAAUUGAUUUUCACCUAGGUUUACAACCCAACUAUGAUAGUUAAUAUUAUAUCAAUAUAUAAUUAUAAAAAUUAACCGAUUAUAUUAAAAUAAAUAUCAAGCUUUUUAUAUGAACGGUUAAACCAGAAUUUUACAAUGUUAAAACAAUCAAAGAAAAUACAUCUCGAAGAAUAUAUCAUGUCUCGUUACAUUACAUUAUAUUAUGUUGCUAUUAAACCAUGUUAUUUAACCCGAAA
Messenger RNA from Odontomachus brunneus, 2482 nucleotides. RefSeq names its product fatty acyl-CoA reductase 1-like. Gene Ontology annotation, biological process: long-chain fatty-acyl-CoA metabolic process. Gene Ontology annotation, cellular component: peroxisome. The record is from RefSeq and is a predicted model, not a curated record. Bases 666 to 2246 code for a protein of 526 amino acids. The transcript is spliced from 10 exons. NCBI's taxonomy places the organism in Eukaryota, Metazoa, Arthropoda, Insecta, Hymenoptera, Formicidae. Gene Ontology annotation, molecular function: alcohol-forming very long-chain fatty acyl-CoA reductase (NADP+) activity.